AUGUCUGAUCCAGCUUUGGUUCCAUUUCAGUUCGACUCUGACACUGAACAUCCAUUAGGACAUUAUCUUGACGAUCUUAGUUAUGAUGGAACAAUACCUGAUGAAGAUAUUUAUGAUGCUAUUAAUGAUGAAACUUUUGGAGUUGAAACUUCAUUAAUUUCUGCAGAAGAAAGUGAUUUGGCUGAUUUUGCAAUUCGGACAGCAAAUUUGGCCCUCGAUGAUUCGCCCACUACAUCAUCAAAGCCGCCAGAUCCUAGCCUAAUACCUAUUCCUCAAAUGGGAAGUGAUCAUUGUUUACAUUUUGUUUCUUCGACUGCUGCUGAACGAGGGGCAGAUUUUAAUAAACCUGUUAGAGACCGAAUGUUUUAUGAUCGAUCAAAGAAUACAAACAGUUCUAAUGCGGACAUUGAUCUAUCUCCUUCAAUAUGGGGAACUGGAACAUUUAAUGGAAUAAAUUCUCUAUUGGAUAUUUACAAAGGACAACAAACGUUCUCGCAUCCAAUGUAUGAAUCGUCCAAUUUUAAUAUAUCACCCAAAUCAAAGUCAUCAAGAACAGAUAAAAAGUCACCCUCUCCAUUAACUAAUCUCUGGCCCCAAUUUGCACAUGAAGGAACAUUUCCUGCAAUGUUUGGCUCUGAUUUGGAAAGCAAGUUCCUAAGGGAGGCAAUUUCCGAUUCUGACGACGUUGUCGCACAAUGUGCUUCUCCAACUCCUAUUAGUGCCAAUGAUUUGGAAAGGAAAUUACUUGAAGAAUCAAUGAGGAAUUCUUUGAUUGAACACGGUCAAAAACAAAAAGAAUUGUCAAUUCAAUGCUUACAACAUGAGAAGGAUAUAUUAUUAUCUAGUACACUUUCCUCACCUUUAAGUCAACAAAGAACACCUCAAAAUUUAAAUCAACCAAUAUUUCCUCCGCGGACAGAUUAUCCUCCCAAUUGGCAACAACACCUACAACAUCCAUUUCCUCUACAAUCUCCAGGGAUGCCGCCUCCACCUUUCUUGAUACCGCCAGGGAUGCCGUCACUUCAAUUUCCUUCUGUGUUUAAUCCAAUGGCAUUUUUACAACAUCCACCACCGCCUGAUAUUGCAAGAAGAAUGGCUUUACAUGCUGCUGCCUCGAAUACUGCAUCCUUACAAUCCGGCCGUCAGUCCGUUGUUACACCUCAUUUAGUGGGUGCACCUAUAUUGCAGCGUCCUCCUAGCCAAAAUUUGAAUCAAACGCCACUACAUCAUCUUCCAAACUCACCAACGAUUCAUAGUCAGCAAGCAAUGCUAGCAAUGGUUCCUGCUUCUCUUCAUCCUCACAUUGAAAAACAAACUAAAAAAUCAAGUUUAGCACUUCCUUCGGGAAAAACGAUUGCUGAUUUUGCUUUGGAUCCAUAUGCUGGGCUUUUAUCUACUAAAGAACGUGAAUGGCUCAUUAAAAUACAUUUGAUUCAAUGUCUAGGCACAGGAGAUCCAAUGACGGAUGACUAUUAUUAUGCGGUUUGGAAGCAAAGAAAUAGUUUGAAAAAAGCACCUGAAACUUGGCAAAAAGAUGCAAGACCACCGAGAUAUUAUUCUUUUGAUGCAACUUUUCCUUCUAGGGACUAUAUUGCACCGUCGUUUGCAGGCGCUCUAGGAAGACCUACUCAUUCAUCUUCUUGUCAACCAAGACAGAUACUUUCAGUUCAUUAUGACGGUGAGGACGAUUCAAUUGCUGAUUUUGCUGGUAAUACAAAACAAACUGCUGCAACUAGACAAAGACGUCUUCGUCUGAUUCUUAUGAAGAUAGAAAAGGCUGCUCUAGCUCUUAUUGAUUGUCGCGAUAUUCGAAGAAAAUUGAGAUUUUUUGAGGAAACAGCUAUAACUGAAUAUAUUGAUAAACAUGAAAUAGUUGAUCGACUUGAACGUUUUGCAGAGAAUAUUUCAUUUAUUAAUACCUGCAUUUUCGUUCCAGACCAAAUACCAAUUGUAAUGCUUAUUCAAAAAGGCCGUCAAUUAGUAUAUGAUUGGUUACAAUUUUUAUGCACAAAAGAUGAAAGGAGACAGCAAGGAGAUAAUGACAAAUUUAUUAAAUAUUUGUGCAUGGUUUUAGAAACGAUGGACAGAUGGGGAAAAAGAAUUUUUGAUGAAGAAUCGGUACAAUCAUUUGCUACAGAUUUUUGCACGCUUUUUACUCAAAUCACAUCAAGAGAUGAACUUUUAUCAAUUCUUCGUUCAACAAAUUUUGGAAAUUCUGUAAUAAAUGAUUCCAGGUUAAUUCAAGCAAUGUUUUUUUCUUCAUUAACUGCUUUGAUUCAAAUUUGUGAUAUUACAAAUUCUACUUUAACAUUACGAGAAAUAGAAAGUAGCUGCAGUAUUUACUUUUUUCUUUUUCUUAUGCCAGCUACUAAUUGUGAAGUUUUGCCUGAAAAUACAAAUAAUCAGUCUUUUUCUGGAGUAAUUAAUUGGAAUUUUAUUAAAUGUUGGUUAAAUGAACAAAAGUUGCAGGGAAAUCGCUUUGUUGAAGGUUCAGUGGCUCAAAAAAUUUGUCAGGCUUGUUAG
Molecule: messenger RNA, 2523 nt
Organism: Meloidogyne enterolobii
Lineage: Eukaryota; Metazoa; Nematoda; Chromadorea; Rhabditida; Meloidogynidae
Source: the annotation of a GenBank genome assembly